Molecule: messenger RNA, 3771 nt
Organism: Symbiodinium natans
Lineage: Eukaryota; Dinophyceae; Suessiales; Symbiodiniaceae
Source: the annotation of a GenBank genome assembly
AUGUUCGUCACCGAAUACGCGGUGAAGCACCGCGACCAACGAGGCAAGCUGCCUGGAAAUGGUCACCUGUCCGUGAUCGAGUUCAAGAACGGCCUCAGGCAGGUCCUGGAUCCAGACUCGAUCGAAACUUUGGUGGAUUCCCUGGACAUGGACCACAGCGGCAGCGUCGACUACUCCGAGUUCGUCGCCGGCUGCCUCGACGCCCACAUGGGCCUUAUCGAGAGCGCGCUGUACCACGCCUUUCACGUCUUCGAUGUGAACAACGAUGGCGUGAUCUCCUUGGGCGAGCUGCGCUCCAUCCUCAAAGACGGCGGGGAGGCGCUCUCUGUCGUUUUGCCGGAGGGGAAGACGGUGGAGGGCUUCAUGAAGGACAUCGACACGUCAAAGGAUGGCUUCAUCAGCUUCGAGGAGCUCAAGGAGUUCCUCAAGAAGGAGGCAGAUGCGUCGCCAUGUGCGCGGCCGCCAAAGAAGGAGGCUGCUCGCCGGCUCUCCUCGGCAGGCAUUGGGCCAAACUCGUCCAUGUCGACGGCGCCUUCCGCAGGCGUGGCCUCCCAGCGGCCGCCAGCGCCGGUGCCCGUGGAGCCGGAGCUGUACGCUCAGCUGCAGCGCUGUGUUGACCUGUCAAGCAGCAACGUCGGCCUGCUGAAGGAGCUAACGCUCUCACCCGCCCGGUGGAGUCCGACGUCGCUCGCCAAAGUGCGAGCUCUGAGAGUGAAGGAACGGUCUGCGGAUGACGCCUGGGUCAAGCGGUUGAGGCAGGAGCGCGUGCGGCCCCUCUACCACGCCGGGGAGCUGAAAUCUGUUCACCUGGAGUUGACCACACGCUGCAACGCGGCCUGCCCGCAGUGCCCCCGGAACCUACAAGGGGGUGCUGAGAACCCGGUACUUGCCGCACACCAUGCGGAGCUCUCCCUUGCGGACGUCCGGGCCAUCUUGCCCCCAGGCUUCCUCCGGCAGCUGCGGAAGGUUUACUUGUGCGGCAACUUCGGGGACCCCGCCGUGGCCGAGGACUGCAGGGAGGUGCUCCGCUACCUGCUCAGCGUGGACGGCCCCCGCAUCGGGCUCUUCACGAACGGGGGCAUGCGCUCGCCCUCGUGGUGGCAAGAGCUUGGGAGCAUCAUGCAGCCGGCAGCUCGGGCGUUCGUGCGCUUCGCCAUCGACGGGGACGCAUCCACGAACCACCUCUAUCGGCAGCACGUGAAGUGGGAGCGCCUCAUGGCGAACGUGGACGCCUUCCUGGGGGCUGGUGGCAACGCGGAGUGGGACUUCAUCGUCUUCGAGCACAAUGAGCACCAGGUGGAGGCGAUGCGCUCCUUGGCGGAGCAGAAGGGCUUCACCAAGUUUAAUGCCAAGAAGACGGCUCGCUUCAUCGACAAGGCCCAGGGCGUUGUGAAGCCCUCCGUCCCCGUGCGGAACCUGGCGGGCGAGGAGGUUCGCAAGCUGCGACCGCCCAGCCGCACCUGGCAGAAUGAGGCGGCUCUGGAAGGCGUGCAGAAGGCGGUGGAGAAGUAUGGGAGCAUCGAAUCCUACUACGACCGCUGCGAGAUCUCCUGCAAGGUGGCCAAGGAGAAGGAGGUGUACAUCUCGGCAGACGGUUUAGCCUUCCCAUGCUGCUGGCUUGCGGCUGAGAUGUACCGCUCAGACCUGCCGAACACUGGCCGGGAGGUCGUUCGGCUGGCAAAGGCCGCGUUUCCGCAGGAGGGCCUCUCUGCGCUGAGCGCCCGCCGCCGCGGGGUCGCCGGCGCGGUCGACCGCAGGGCGGGCCUCUUUCAGCAGCUGGUUCCGGCGGCCAUGCAGCAGCCCUCUCUUGAAGCUGGGCGUUUGCGGACGUGCUCGGCCGUGUGUGGUGCGGAGGUGAACGCGUUCGUCAAGCAGUUCGAGGGCGCUGCUAAGGCCCUGGACCCUGGCCUCCGCACGGCUACGGCCGCCACGACGGCCCCCUUUCGGGCAUCGGCCGAGGCUGCGCCCGUGGAGGUGUGGUAUGGCAGUGAGACCGGCAACGCCGAGCGCCUCGCGCUGCGCGCCGCCGAGGCGCUGGGCGCCGUGGCCGCGGUCUCGGCCCCGCCGAGGUCGGACGAGGUGGAGGGGCGACUGCGCAGCUGUCAAGCCCUUGUGUUGGUGCUGGCCACCUGGGGCCAGGGAGAGCCCACGGACGACGCCCGAGGCCUCUUCCAGUGGCUGCGCGAGGCAAAAGAUGCCGGAAGCUCCCUGGCGCUGCCGGUGGCCAUCUUCGGGGUCGGGAGCUCGCUGUGGCCGGACUUCAACGCCGCGGCCCGGCGCGCCGGGGAGUUGCUGGGCGCCUUGGGCGUCCCUCUCCUGGCCUUGGGCGAGGGCGAUGUGGCCGAUGCCCGGAGCCUGGAUUCCCAGUUUGAGUCCUGGCUCCAGCAGCGCCUCCUGCCGGCGCUCGGGGCGCGCGGCCUGGGUGCGCGGGAGGGCCCAGCGCUGGUGCGGCGCGACGCAGGGGCGGAGUCGUCCUCCGUGCAGCUGACGGUGACCCGCGUCGCCCGCCUCGCGCCGAGCGAUCCCGUCGCCAGGUACUUCGAGGUCGAGCUCGCGGGCGCGCAUGGCGCGCUGCCCCACGGUCCAGGCGACGCUUUGGGUGUGCUUCCGCCUGGCGGCCGCGGCCUGGGCGCGAGGCCGCGGUGGUACACCAUCUCCUCCUCGCCCGGCGUCCUUCCUUCAAGCGGCCCUGGCCAGGUGCUGCGCCUGAUGGUGCGGGAGGUGCCCACGGGCGGCUGCUCGCCUUGGCUCUGCGGCCUACGUGCUGGGGACACGGUGGAGUGCCUGCCGCCCCGGCGGCCCUCCCCUCUCCGCGCCGCCUGGGAGGCGCGGAGGGCCACGCGGCUGCUUCUGGUCGCGAACGGCGCCGGGCUGGCUCCUUUCCUGGCGCUGUUCGAGAAGCUCGCCGCGGAAAGCCCCGAGUGCCGGCCGCCCGCCUGGCUGUGGGUUGGGUGCAGGCGGCGCGAGGGCGGCCUGCCCCACCAGGAGAGGCUGGCAGCCUUGGAGGCGGAGGGUGUGCUGCGCCGGCUGGCGGUGGCCGAGUCCAACCCUACGAGCAGCGAUGCUCCGAGAUGUUGGGUUCAAGAUGUGCUUCGGGCAGAGGCCGAGGAGGUCGGGCAGCUUUUGUUCGGGUCGGGAGAGCCCACCGCGCUCAUGCUGGUCUGCGGAUCGGCCGCCAUGGGCUGCGCGGUGCGCGACGUCGUUUCGGGGAUCGCCGCGGCGCGCGGCACCAGCGUGGAGGCGCUUGAUUGUCCAAAGCUGGCAGUCUUCCAAUCUUCGUGUGCGGAGCAGGUGCAAGGAACCCACAGCAUCAAGGUGGGUGAGGGGACAGUGAUCCAUCCCGCGUGCAUCCUCCAUGCCCAGGCCGGCCCGAUCGUCAUUGGCCGCUUCAACGUGCUGGAGGAGCAGGUGGAGGUCGUGAACUCCUCGGACCAGCCGCUGGUCAUCGGGGACCACAACAUCCUGGAGGUCGGCGCCCGGAUCCUGGGCGGCGGCGGGGCGCGCCUCGGCGAUGCGAACCUGGUGGAGAUCCGCGCCACAUUGGACGAGGGCUGCUCUGUUGGAAGCGGCUGCACGUUGGGUGCCUGUACCUCCCUGAAGGAGGGCGAGGCACCCCUGGCCGACGAGAUGGUCGUGAUCGGGCCCGGCGUGCGCCACGCCGAGCCCGGCGCCAAAGAAGCGCACGUCCAGGCGGUGCUGAAGUACAUCGAGGUGCUGAAGGAGACCUUGCCGCGGUGUCACCACCUGCGCAAGAGCAAUGUGAAGCCCUGA